Molecule: messenger RNA, 1420 nt
Organism: Drosophila novamexicana
Lineage: Eukaryota; Metazoa; Arthropoda; Insecta; Diptera; Drosophilidae
Product: palmitoyltransferase ZDHHC16
Exons: 6
Coding region: 66-1214 (382 amino acids)
Biological process (GO): protein palmitoylation
Cellular component (GO): Golgi apparatus
Molecular function (GO): palmitoyltransferase activity
Source: RefSeq, a predicted model, not a curated record
GAAAUGCAUAUGCGCCCUUCUAUUUUAAGUUUACAAAAUAAGAGCAUAAGUUAAAAGUGAACACAAUGGCGCGCAUUACCUGGCGCACGAACUCCACACAGAGUCUAGUCUCCACAUUUCGCCUACGCUGGAGCUAUAUGAACCACUGCUGGCACUCGCUCACCUUCAAUGCGCACAUGAAUUCCAGCUAUGCCACCGACGUGUGCAUGACGCCGAUCUUCUGGGUUGUUGACAACUACACACACUGUUUGGGACCAUUCUUCGUUGUGGGCGUGGCUAUACUGACUACUGCCGUUGUGGGCAUCGCCUAUUGGAUUGGCCUGCCCUUUUGGUGGGCCAAGAGCCGAGUGGCAACAAUACUGCUGCUUAUCGUGGGCAACUGGCUGCUGCUAAACAUUAUUUUCCAUUAUGUGAUGGCUGUGAUAACGCCCGCUGGACAGCCACCAGAAGGUGUUAGCCAUGUGGAGGCCGUCAGCAUGUGUACCAAAUGCAUUUCCCCAAAGCCGCCGCGCACGCACCACUGUUCCGUGUGCAAUCGCUGCAUAUUGAAAAUGGAUCAUCAUUGUCCCUGGCUUAAUAACUGCGUGGGUUAUGCGAAUCAUCGCUACUUCUUUCUAUAUAUGCUGUACACCACGCUGGGCUGCCUGUUUCUUAUUGUGUGUGGCCUGGAGAUUGGCUACAAAUAUCUCUGGCUGGAUCACAGCGAGCACUGGACGGAAUUGGAACCGCUCGAGGGUCACCCAGUCAAAUUCAAUCUAAGCGGACAUGCCAUACUUGUUACGCAUCCGCAUGAGUACGAUGACAUCCUGUUGCCAGCAGCUGUGCAUCAUUUGCCCACGCCCAUGGCGGACACGCUGGCCGACUCCACGCCCACACGUCGACGCAUUUUAUGGUUUAUGGCCGUGACCAAUGUGGCUGUGGUGAUUGCCCUGGGCACCCUCUGCACCUGGCACGCCAAGCUCAUCACGCGCGGCGAGACCAGCGUGGAGGCGCAUAUUAAUGAGGCUGAACGCAAAAGAUUCUUACAACUGAAACGCAUUUACAUUAAUCCCUAUAAUUUUGGCACCAAAAAGAAUUGGAAACUAUUUCUGGGCCUUGUGCGUGGCAGAUCGUUUUGGCGCACCGUGUUGCUGCCCUCGUGGCACAGACCCGAAGGCAACGGUCUUAGUUUUCAUACUGUGCACGAUGCAAUCUUCGAGGAUGAGUGGCCAUAGUCCGUGUGCGGAGGAUUGCAGCUUUUGUGAUGUCAUCUUAGCGCAUUAGUUAAAUUAUUAGGCUUAAGUCAAGCAUUUCCAUUAGGGUGGCAUGCCAAGAAUAUUUAUUAGUCAUCUAUUAGUAUAAGCUAAGACUUGAUAUUUAGCGUUUCCAUAGAGAUUGUGAGCUAGAUAUGUCCUAUAUGUCCUAUCCAAAUAAACAGAAC